Molecule: messenger RNA, 474 nt
Organism: Staurois parvus
Lineage: Eukaryota; Metazoa; Chordata; Amphibia; Anura; Ranidae
Source: the annotation of a GenBank genome assembly
AUUUUUAAAGGAGAUGAUGACGUUUUUGUAAAUACCCAUCAGAUCCUGGAUUACUUGAAGACGUUAUCGGCAGAAAAAGCCAAAGAUUUAUUUAUCGGGGAUGUGAUCAAAGAUGCUGGACCUCAUAGGGACAAGAAACUGAAGUACUACAUUCCUGAGAGCCUUUAUGAAGGCUCCUACCCUCCAUAUGCUGGUGGUGGAGGCUUCCUCUAUUCUGGCAGUCUGGCGUUAAGACUAUACAAUGCAACAUCUAGGGUCCUUCUUUAUCCUAUAGAUGAUGUAUAUACUGGAAUGUGCCUUGCAAAACUUGGGUUAGCUCCAGAGAAACACAAAGGGUUCAAGACAUUUGAUAUAGAGGAGAAACAUAGGAAUAACAUUUGCUCCUAUUCUAACCUAAUUUUAGUCCAUCCCAGGAAGCCUCAAGAAAUGAUUAAGAUUUGGUCACAGUUACAAGACUCUAGUUUAAACUGUUAG